Messenger RNA from Aureobasidium melanogenum CBS 110374, 615 nucleotides. RefSeq lists its product as uncharacterized. The record is from RefSeq and is a predicted model, not a curated record. The coding region runs from base 1 to 615 and encodes 204 amino acids. Lineage: Eukaryota; Fungi; Ascomycota; Dothideomycetes; Dothideales; Saccotheciaceae. The transcript is spliced from 2 exons.
AUGGCCACCUCAGCACCCCAGCAAGCACAGAAUCAGCAAUCGCAUGUACCCUUCUCGUCUCGGCCGGUGAAAACAGCCCCUAUACCACGCUCCGAUGCAUUGCGCGAACGCCGGAGGGACAUGUUCUUGCGCAAAGUCCGUCAGUCUCGCGAUGACAAUAAGUGGGACUCGAGGAUAGACGACAUGGCCAGACUCGACUACCUGAAAGAGAAGCGACGAUGGGAAGCCGAACAAGUACGAUCCGCACCACAACUACAUCCCGACUUUGCAGAAGCAGAAGAAGCCUCUGAGUACGACCUGCCAACAUACAACAGCCAGACGGCAUGGGAUCCACAAUCGCGAUUCGACUAUCCUCUAGACCCCGAAGCCGAUGCUAUUCUACAACAAGAAAAUGAAGAGCUGGAAGCCUUGGUCGCUUUAAUGCAAGAAGAUGAACAACGUCAAAACCAGCAGUCGAACAGUCAAGAAGCAUACGAUGAUCGUUCGUCAGCUUUCGGUAGCGAUGACGAUGAGUAUGAUAAUAUCUUCAUGAAUCUCAUAGAUGAGACUGGUGGUGCAGCUGGUGGUUCUGGGCAGCAUCAAUCCACAGCAGAUGACGAGAUGGACUUGAGCUAG